AAACCUACACCAGCUACUAUUUACUGUUAGUUUAACGAAAGGUCACAAUAAUAAACUGAUGCUUAUGCCGGUGAACAGUUCAUCGCUGAAUCUGUGGCCAAUAGUUUUUAGCGGUGUUUCUGGCUGACUGACCGGAGUCAGUGGUGAAUUUGUUGUGUCGGCCUAUAAUCUACAGUUUUAAAGUGUCUGUUCUGUCCCUUUAACUUCUGAGCCGAUUUCCAGAAGCAACAACUCGCAACAGGUUGAGCGAUCCUCCCCCUGAUGGAUUAUUUAACAGGCGCUCAGUCCCAUGUCGCCAUAUGCUACAGGAAGAAAAACACCGCGGAAUGUUCGAGGGACACGAAGCAGGCAGCGUAAACAAAUACAAAUAGUUUACAUACUACAAAAACAACCUUGGGCAGCAGCCGCUCCGCAUCAUGCAGGCGUCAGGCACGCGAAGGGGAUAAUAACGAAGGCGCAUCCUCAGACAGCGCUCAGCAGGUCAGUGUCUCUCCCAGGUGCGGAACAAUAGAGACUUUUUUCCACUAUGUAAAACGUGUCGCUUAGUAAAAUCCGCUGCUUGUGAGAGGGAACUGAUUUCUCUCUGACCGCGCGGCGACAUCGGAACCCACUGCCUGGAAUUACCGACCGAGCGAGCAGAUCCGGGGCUUCUGGAGGCGCGAUGCUGAUCCAGUCCGCACGGUGGACCGAUUAGGCUCAACCCAGGCGACCCAGCGAGCGCGUGCAGCAGUCAUGGUGGCGGAGGGGGACAGGAGCCUGAUGGCCGCGAGGCACGGGGACGUGCAGACGCUCAAAGCGCAAUUAGCGGCGAGGGCGCUCAGCGGCGACGUCAAGGACGCGCUGGGGGCCUCGCCGGUGCACCACGCGGCCCGGGCCGGGAAGCUGAGCUGCCUGCGCUUCCUGGUGGAGGAGGCUGGGCUGCCGGGCAACUGCGUGGCGAACAACGGAGCGAGCCCGGCGCACGAUGCGGCAGCCACGGGCAACCUGGCGUGCCUGCAGUGGCUGCUGACCCAGGGAGGAUGUCGGCCAGAGGACCGGGACAGCUCAGGUGCCACGGUUCUGCACCUCGCGUCCCGCUUCAGCCACCACGAGAUCACCGACUGGCUGCUGAAGAGCGGCGAGGUGGACCCCGGGGCCUGCACCGACACAGGGGCCCUAGCCGUGCACUACGCCGCUGCCAAGGGAGACCUGUCCUCCCUCAGGCUGCUCCUGCCGCACAGCCCAAGCUUUGUUAACUCCCAAACUAAAAACGGUGCCACUCCGCUCUACCUGGCCUGCCAGGAAGGCCACCUGGAGGUUGUCCAGUACCUGGUCAAGGACUGCGGGGCAGAUUCGAGCAUCAGGGCCAAUGAUGGGAUGACACCGCUGCACGCUGCUGCCCAGAUGGGCCACAACACAGUCAUCGUUUGGCUGAUAAGCUUCACUCAGGUCAGCCUGACAGACAGGGACGGGGACGGGGCCACUGCCAUGCACUUUGCAGCGAGUCGUGGCCACGCCAAGGUGCUCAGUUGGCUGCUGCUGCACGGAGGAGAGAUUGUCGCCGAUAACUGGGGCGGCACCCCCCUACACGAUGCUGCAGAAAAUGGAGAACUAGAGUGUUGUCAGAUACUAGUGGUUAAUGGGGUGGAUCUGGGCAUCAAGGACCAGGAUGGCUUCACGGCAGCAGAUCUGGCUGAAUACAAUGGCCACUCACAGUGUGCAAAGUAUCUGCGCACCGUGGAGAAUAUGAGUGUGGAGCACCGCGUUUUGUCCCGGGACCCAUCGACAGACCUGGAGUACAAGCAGCCAGACUCUGGGCUCUCGUCCCCCAACACCACCAUGCCCCCUUCCAGACAAGUGGCACGCUAUGACAUCAGCUCCCCAUCCAGCUCCCUGUCCAACUAUGACUCAGCCAACUCCAGCCAGUCGAGCACCGGGGAGAAAAGGAGCAGCUUAACGAUGUCACGAGGCCCCCCUGCUCAGCUGAACACAGUCGCACAAACAGGCGCGUCGGAUUCGGCCAUUUCAGACAUGCAGGCUUACAUGGACAUGCUAAAUCCAGAAAUCGGUUCCGACGUGCCCAAGAAGGCUGCGCCACAGCCGGAGACGCCGUCCAAGCCCCCGCCGCCGCCGCCGACCUACCCGCCCCCACCUCCCCCACAGUCCCCCCCGGCGCCGCCUCCGCCCCCGGGCUACCCGGCACCACAGCCCCCGAAGGAGCCAUCCUCGGCCGAGUUCCUGAAGGUGAAGAGCAACCUGCGACACGUGGAGAGCGCCGCUGGCAAGAAGCAGCGGACGGCUCCCGGGGAGACUCACGAGAAACUGCGGCGGGUGGAUUCAAACAGGAAGUCAAGGUGCUUCAACAAGCAACCCAGCACUGGGGACUACUACAAAACCCUGGGCAGCGACACGGCCGAGCCCCGCGGGAGCAAAGGCAUGGCGCCAAACGAGGAGGGCUCUGCGUUGUUGGAGGAGCCUACCGACGGCCCGGCCCACAGCUCUGAGAAUGGUGCCACGGAGCAAUCAGUCCCACCCCCACCUCCGCCUCCUCCGCCCCCUCUUCCCCCUAGCAACCCAGUGUCAACACCCCCUCCGCCUCCUCCGUUGCCCCCGGAGACGCCAACCACCCAGAGCAAUGCCAUUACCAACUCCUCCGACCAGAGACGCCCAUCUUCCUCAUCAGGAAGCGGGGACACCUCUGCCUCUCAAGCAGAGGGAGGGGCACUAAGACAGAUGAAGAGCACGAAAUCUUUCAACAUGAUGUCCCCCACUGGUGACAACUCAGAGCUGCUGGCAGAGAUCAAAGCCGGGAAGAGCCUCAAACCUACGCCUCACAGUAAAGGCUACACCACUGUCUUUUCCAACAGCGGACCAACAGGCAGUAAUGAAAACACCACAUCGUCUCCACCAGAGACCCGCACACCUAGUCCAUCACCCAAACCACCCUCCCCACCGCCAUCCAGUAAAUCUGCUGCCUCUCUCCCCUCUACCCCAAGCCCCAGCCCCAGUCCGACUGGUUCUGGAUCUGCCAGGUCCAUGUCAACGUCUGCAAGCUAUGAGAAAUUGCCCUCCAACGCUAUGCUCAACGGCACCUGUGGGGAAACGGGUGGAGCUGAGCCGGAAAGGAAGACUAGCCUUGCAGACAUAGAAGCCCUAGUGCCCACUCACGAUGAACAGGGAAAAGCAAUCCCAGAAUGGAAGAGACAGGUGAUGGUGCGAAAGCUUCAGGCCAAGAUGCAGGAGGAGGAAGAGCACAAGCGUAAGGUUGAAGAGGAGGAAGCACGCUUGGCAUCGAUGCCAGCCUGGAGAAGAGACAUGAUGAAGAAGAAGAUGGACGAAGAGAGGUGUGACAGGGAGCAGCGGAGAAAAGUCGAGGAGGAGGCCAAACAGGCCAAAGAAAUGGAGGAGAAAACAGAGAUGGAGCGACUACGGACCCUAGGCUACGACGAGACCAAGCUGGCUCCCUGGCAACGGCAGAUCAUCCUGAAGAAAGGGGAUAACGCCAAACAGUGAACUGGGUUGUCGUCCCCUUCCUCUCCCCCAGCAGUUCACACCCUCACACCCCCUCCCACGGCCAGAACGCUCCCCCCUCCAUCCGGCUCUUUACAGCGGGCAGCAGGAAACAGCUUUUGUCCUCUAAACUCUUUCUUACUGAUCGGCUUCCACAAACCCAGGACCGUGCUGCGGUUGCUGCUGUCUUGGGUUUAACGCUCAGAAACAUGAUCUCCUGUUGAAAGUCUCACGGACAGAAACAUCUGAUGUUUUAGCAACUGUUAUAAGAUGCGUUGGGUCUUCUGUUUAAAGCUUUUGCUAUGAAUGCAUGAGUCCUAAACUAAGGUUAUCUGUAGAAUACUUCUAAUGACUUUUUAAAUCAGCUGAUAGGUUAAAGGGGGGUAAAUGUGAGCAUGUUUGACAUGGGACAUUCAUUCUCUUUAUUAGCCACACUCACCACUAAGUAAUACAAGGAGAAGUAGCUCCCUAACAUUGUUUUCAUUUAAACAAGGCUGAACAUACAGUACGCUGAGGCCCAUCACACCCUGAAGCAGCUAAUGCAUCCUGUACGUAGACAGUAUCACAUCUUUAUCAUGUUGUGUAAUUAGUCGUGAGAUUUUGUAUGAAGCUCAUAGAAGCACUGCCAGAACAUAUUUAAGGUAACAUAACAGUUGUGUUUUUGUGUAAAUCAGAUGUUAUCAAUCAAUGCCGCAAUGUUCCAACUAAAUUUUUCUAUAUAUGAUCUGAAUGUUGAAAUGUGUAUGUGUCGAGUAAUGCAGAAGUGUAUCAAGGAUGGAUUCAAAUUAAACACAUCUGACCCUACAUCCGUAACACAAACAAGGUCAGCGAAGACGCACAGUGGGAAUAUGCUCCUGUGACGUAUCUGUCUGAACAGGCAGCAUCUCAUCUGCACAAGUUCAAUACGGUCAAGGCAGAGAAGAGACAUCAUUUAUACUGUGUCCUUUUUUCGGCCUUUGUCACACUUAACUGGAGAAUAAAUGUUUGAUGAACAGAUCGGCUUACAGAAGGCAGCCAGCAACAGCUAUAAUAUUAAUACUGGCCUGUUUCUUAGAUGAUGCCGGUUGUGGCUUUAUAAUCUGCAGCCCCUAGUGUAAAGUAGAACACCUGAUGUCUUUGGUCAAACACUGCAGCGUAGUUGUGUACGCAUUACACUGCAUAGUUUAAUCAAACAUACUCAUUUAAAUGACUACUUUCAUUUAUUUAUCCCAGGUUUCACACACAGGUUCAUCAGUUUGGGUCUAAAUAUGAAAAUGUUGCAAAACCCCCGUAUUUAUGGUAGAAUUCUGUUUACUGUGUGUAUGAUGGAUGCUCAUCGUUAUAAAAGUAGGGAACUGAGCAUGCACAUGUUAUUGUGAAAGACAAGGUAAUGGUUCGGGAAUUAUUUGAAGAUAAUUAAAUUCACUUUCAUCAGAUGCCAUAUGAUGCUGAAAUUGAAGAUGAUGUGAACAUCUUUGCCAUUUAUUAUAGCUAUACAGUAUAUAAAAAUAUAUAAAAUCUGUGUACAUAGUGACUGUAUCAGAUUUUUGUCACUUCGUUAUUUCCAUAUUGCAUUAUAUUACAUGUUUUCACCCUUGGUUGGAAAGGAUGUUGGCUAAUUUAUGUAUAUUAUAUUUUCUGACUAUUAAAAAUUAAGGCAAUAAAUCCAUAAUCAACAGUGUUCAGAAUGUGGUUUUGCUACUUAUAAUGGUAUCAUAAAUAUCAAUGUGGUUUAAAAGUAAUACAUUGAUGACAAUUGGCAUCAGUGACUAGUCUGUAGUACGUCAUAUUGGCCACGAGAUGGCGCUAGAUUUGUAAUUGUUGGCAAUUUGGGGCAUUGCGUGUCAACAAAUGAAUAAACACGGGAAACAAGGAUAUCUGACGUUUUAAGAAUGUAUUUCAUCA
Messenger RNA from Betta splendens (Siamese fighting fish), 5373 nucleotides. RefSeq names its product espin (gene espn). Gene Ontology annotation, biological process: actin filament bundle assembly. The transcript is spliced from 15 exons. The record is from RefSeq and is a predicted model, not a curated record. NCBI's taxonomy places the organism in Eukaryota, Metazoa, Chordata, Actinopteri, Anabantiformes, Osphronemidae. Gene Ontology annotation, molecular function: actin filament binding. The coding region runs from base 733 to 3492 and encodes 919 amino acids. Gene Ontology annotation, cellular component: cytoplasm.